Aspergillus versicolor CBS 583.65 is the source of this 1522-nucleotide messenger RNA. RefSeq lists its product as uncharacterized. The coding region runs from base 128 to 1186 and encodes 352 amino acids. The transcript is spliced from 2 exons. NCBI's taxonomy places the organism in Eukaryota, Fungi, Ascomycota, Eurotiomycetes, Eurotiales, Aspergillaceae. The record is from RefSeq and is a predicted model, not a curated record.
CGACCAACCGGCGUCACCUAGGAAUCCGGGAUGCCUGCGAGUUGCGUUACUGCCCAGUGAGGAUCACUAUUUUCGACAUUUUAACCACCGUGGGCCUCUGGCCGCUCUUCGCUGUCCGCAGUCUAAAAUGCCUCUGCACCUCCUCGGGAAGAAGUCAUGGAACGUCUACAAUCCGGAAAAUGUCGCGCGUGUCCAGCGGGAUGAAGCGCAAGCCAAGGCGCACGAAGAAGAAGAGGAGCGCCGCAUGCAAGAGGUCGAUGCUGAACGAAGAAUCCAGCUUCUCCGUGGCGAGCGACCACCUACGCCUCCUCCGCCGCAAUCCUCCACGUCGCAACCAGAAAAGGAAGAUCGCUCCAACUACACGGGAGGUCACAGAAAGCGGAGACGCUUGGCCGGAGAGAAUGAUACAGAUCGAGAUAUUCGAUUUGCUCGAGAAGACGCGGAGCUUGCGCUGGCGAAACGGGAGGAACUGGUACAUUCUCGGAAAAGCAAAAACGACGCGCCGCUCUACGACGAGGAUGGACACAUCAACUUCUUCCAGAAAGAUAGCUGUCGGAAACGAAUUGAGAAGAACGCAGAGGCUGAAAAAGAGGCGGCCGACAAGCAGCGAAGUUACGAAGACCAGUAUACAAUGCGGUUCUCCAAUGCGGCGGGAUUCCGUCAAAGUAUUGGCAAGAACCCUUGGUAUUCGGCUUCUCAUAGUGCCGCUAUAGCCCCCGAAUCCAUACCUAGCAAGGACGUUUGGGGGAAUGAGGACCCCAUGAGGAAGGAGAGAGAGAAAGCUAGGAUGGACCUCAACGAUCCACUAGCUGCGAUGAAGAAAGGCGUUCGCCAGCUGAGGUCGGUUGAGGGGGAACGAAAGAAGUGGAAUCAGGAAAGGAGCAAAGAACUUGAUGCGUUGAAAGCGGCUGAGAGGACCCGAUCGCGCCACCGUAGGAAACGGUCCCAGUCAGAAGAUAGCCUAGGAAACUUUAAACUCGAUGGCUCAUCAGAUAGAGACCACGAGUAUAGGGGCCGGAAUAACGAGCUGGCCGGCGAUAAGCCUUCGCGCCAUUCGCACAGGCGGCGUUCGCGCUCUACAUCCCGCUCGCGUUCACAUCGUCAUCAUAGCCGCCGACAACGGCACGAUGACAGGCAUUAUAGUCGACAGAGUAAAGCAGAAGCUGGUUCGAGACAUCGCAAAUAACGAGAUGCCCAUCGGCAAGGGCGGGCCCGGCCGUAUAGUGCAAAUUUAUGAGUUGAAGUAUAUUAGUAUUAGUUGUUACACUGACAAGCGGUGUAUCCACGAAACAAACACAAAACUUUUUAUUCAAAAAUGAUCUCUAUUGUAAUGCCCAUUCUUGAGAACCUUUCUCUCCAACUUGCGCAUCGUAAUCGAUUGUGAUAUCAAGGGACCUGGAGUGGGCGUUCCUCUUCUGAUAUCUAACCGUUCCCUUUACCGUUUCGCCCUUCUUCAAUGCAGUUGGCUUCUUUUUACCAUGGUCGAUGAGGCAAAUGGUUUGCUGCCAGUGGGUCUCCUUGC